Symbiodinium natans is the source of this 1227-nucleotide messenger RNA. Lineage: Eukaryota; Dinophyceae; Suessiales; Symbiodiniaceae. The record is from the annotation of a GenBank genome assembly.
AUGGCGAACCAGGAGGCGAAGGGCAUCUUCGCGUCCCUCCCCACAGCCAAGCUGGGUACCUUGAAUCUCGCGGCGCUGGAAACUGCAGCCUCGCAGCAUAAUUUGCAGGUUCUCGAUCUCAAGGAUCACAAGAUCUCAGCCAUUCCGGGGCAGGUCCUGAGUGCUUUUACGCAUGUGAAAGUGUUGGACCUCCGCAAGAAUGCGCUGGAGGAGCUGCUUCCAGACAUCCGCCUGAUGAAUCAGCUGGAGGAUCUGCUCCUUGAUCAGAACCGCCUGCGAGAGAUUCCGGAUGAGGUCUGUCUCCUCCCUCACCUGAGAGGGCUGUCCCUCAGCCAGAACCUCUUGAAGAUGUUGCCAAAGGCCGUGGGCUCCAUGAAGUCCUUGAAGAGUCUCAGCCUAGGCGACAACUUUCUGGAAGAGAUUCCGGUCGAGCUUGGACAGUGCAAAGAGCUGCAAACCCUCUACUUGCACCACAACAGCUUCACAAGCUUACCCUCCAGCCUGUCGGCCAUGGAGAAUUUGCAAGAGCUUGCGCUGGAAUGGUUCAGGUACACCACUCCGCCCCUGCCGCGCGUGAUCAAGGGAGCAGAGUGGCAGCGCAUCAUCGUCAAGCUCAGAGACCUUUGCCGGGAAAAGAAAGACAAGGAUGCUCGUGUGAGCUGCAUCGAGGUCCUGUCGGAGUUUUCGCAGAAGGCCUUCGAUCCAAAUGCUAUUGACUCCAAAAGGAGAACUCGGUUGCACGUGGCGUGUCUUGAGGGGCACGUGGGUGUAGCACUUGCUCUCGCCGAGAACGGGUCGAAGUGCGACUCCUUGGACUGUGAGGGCUACUCGCCGCUGCUUGUGGCCGUCCGUGAGGAGCAUCCUGACAUAGCCAAUGCUCUGGUUCGUGUGGGAGUUGACGUGAAUCGCGGCGGUGGUCUCUUUGGCUCACCGCUGCAUGUGGCCACCGUCAACUUUGACCCACAGAUGGUGAUGCUACUCAUUAGAGGAAAAGCUGACGUCAAUCAGACCGAUGCCGAUGGAAAUGCGCCUCUGCAUGUCUUGAUGUCAGUUUUCGACAAGGGUGGCAAGAGAGCCGCAGCGAUUGGGAAGAUCCUGUUGCAGCACAAUGCUGACUGCAACAUGAUGAACAGCGACAAAUGGGCGCCGUUGCACCUGGCUGCUCGAAGAGGCAAUGUGGGAGCCGAGAUGUGCCUGAUGUGCCUUACCCUGAACCCUAAACCCUAA